AUGGCACUCCAUACAAGCACCUUCAUCUCGCGCAACACCGCCGACCUUCUGGCGCACAUAUCCCACCUCCGUCCUACCCUCUCCGCUCACCCCCUUCUCUACACAAUCUCCGUCUCCCAGCUCACCGAUCCUGCCCAACUCUCCCAGCUCGUCUCGUCUGUGCAGUCCAUAUCCAGCAACUCUGUCGGCUCUCUGUCCGCGCCUAUCCCGUCUGCCCGCUCCGCUUGGCAGCAGCGCACCGCGCUAUCUCUUGCCUCCUUUGACGACGCGCAUGCCACCCUCUUCCGGAGUGCAAUUCCUGGCAGGAAAGCGGCACAGGUCGGGAGGUGGCAUGCCAUCCACCAGAAGGAGAAGGAGCCCGACAACAUGGAUUAUAGUCAACACAUCGACUGGGAGAAUGCGCUCGCCGACUCUCAUCAAGGCAGCACGCUUCCUUCUGCUCUCCAGUCCUUGUCCGCCGACUCUGUCAACGGCGUCCUCUAUCUCAGCGACAAGGCUCCCGAAGGUCUCACCAGCGCGCUAGGCAAAUAUCGCAAUGCAACCAAGCUAGCAUUCAUUGGCACGUCAACGCCCUUCGUGACCGGGAGACCGUACACGCUCUUCCACAACGACGCCGUAUAUUCCGAUGGCGCCGUAGGCGUGUGCCUAUCAACGCCUACGCUGCCUAGCCUGCGCAGCGAUUUCCCGGGGCUGGAAGCUGUCACCCGCCCAAUGCUAGUGACGAGCACGGAAGGCAACCUGGUCAAUGCCCUGGACAGCGCGAACCCGUCCCGCCUCCUCUUACAUGCCUUGCAAAACCACCCUGCUGCCCCGACCCCUGAGAACCAGAACGUCCCCAAAGAGCUACGGGUAUACAUCGGGACGCUCAAUCAGCACAAAGGCGUCUACGAGGUGUCCCAGCUGUUCUACGUCAUGUCUGGCGACCCCUCCAGGGGGUCCAUAGCCCUCGACAGCGACACCGCUCCGGCCGAGGGCUCGCUCGUCCAGUUCUUCGUGCUGCCUCCAUCGGCGAAAGCAGAUGUGCUGGGCGAAGCGCAGCGCCGGUCCGGCGCGCCUCGAAGCCUGACGUUCGCCACCACCUCCGUCGAGGAGCUCAGCGCCGCCUCGCCUGCGGAGGACGAGGAUGGCCCGGAGGACGACACGGUGGUCCUGCCGGACGUGUUCCUCGCUGCGUCCGAGAACGGGUGCCUUGUCAGCCGGGCAGGGGAGAGCGGGAGCGAGAAGCCUUGGAAGUCCGUCGUCCCUGGUGGCCUGACGAGCUUGCGCUGGUCGGUGUGAUGCCAUAGGUGUCUCUCGGCGAUUUGUACGUAGCCACGAACCGGUCAGAAUGUAAUGUGGAUUGCAAGCUACCGUCGGCACCAGUAGUAUCCAGUCUUGUAUUACAACCGCC
Molecule: messenger RNA, 1390 nt
Organism: Dichomitus squalens LYAD-421 SS1
Lineage: Eukaryota; Fungi; Basidiomycota; Agaricomycetes; Polyporales; Polyporaceae
Exons: 6
Coding region: 1-1278 (425 amino acids)
Source: RefSeq, a predicted model, not a curated record